This is a messenger RNA of Caenorhabditis bovis, 426 nucleotides long. The record is from the annotation of a GenBank genome assembly. NCBI's taxonomy places the organism in Eukaryota, Metazoa, Nematoda, Chromadorea, Rhabditida, Rhabditidae.
AUGUCCGAUAGAUCUCCAUCUCCACCGGUCAACCACCGUGAAAUGACUCUAGCAGAGAAGCGUAGGGUUCACUUGCACUUCGUCCGCUUGCGAGUCAAUGCUGAUGUUGAUGAGGUCCGGCAAUUCUUAAACUCUGUUUUUAAUGGAGAAGAAGAAUCUGUUCUCAUCGAUCCGUUACUUUCCAAACCCUACUUCUUCUUUUCUCUCAUUAUCGACCUCGAUGUCAUAAUUUUUCCAGCCGGUACCACUUUUGAUUUCGAUGGUGUCUCGAUGCUUCUCGACAUUCGUGCUCGUAACGUCGAACUCACUAGACCAUUUAUGAUUAAUGCCAUUAACGACGUUUGGGUUGAAGAAAUUCAUCUGGAAGAAUUCAUGGAAGAUCUUGCUGAGAUUGUCGUCCACUCUCUAGAAAAUCAAGACGAGUAA